CUCAAAUUUAUAAUUGUCAUAAACAUAUAAACAUUUACAAUAACUAUUGAUGAUAAAAAUAACAAUUGUUUGGUUAGUUUAAUAGUUUCCCUAACUAUAUCGAACCAUGUUUUCUCUGCGUCUUUCUUUCCUUUAGUUAUGGGAAAUACGGGAAGUGCACAUAAUUUACACAGUGAAUGUGUCGAUAGUGAAUUGAAUUCUUAUUAUACUCAGCAAUAUUUAAGACGAACAACAGGAGAGACAAAAAAUAAACAUAACCAAGUGAUAUUAGGAGAAUGGUCUAACGGUAGAAAUUUAAAUGAUUGUAAAGUUUUGCCGAAACCUACAGAAAACCUUAAGCUUAGAGCUACAACGAACGGUGCUAUUUUACAGGCGGGUGGUACAAUAAGCUUCCGCGCCAAAGAACAAUUAGAAGAAAGAACUGCUAUUUCAGCUUUGGAUCGUGACAGGGAUCAACCUGCAGCAUUUCAACCGAUGAGACGUUGUCAUACACUUAUUCUUGAUGGUCAGAACGAGUCAAUAUCUCAUCGGAAAUCCGCCCCACCAAUAGCAGAAUUCCGACGCUCACAAACACUAUUACAUGUUGGUUACAAUAGAACUAAAUCUCAAGAAAAUAUUUCAAAGAAUUUGGACGAUUGUAACAAUCCUUACCCACAAAUCGUAAAAAGUACACCUACGGCGUCUACGUUAAAAGUUAAUAAGUACAACAAGAAACGAAAAGCCCCACCAGCUCCGACGAAAACUACUUCUGGGCUUGUUCCCGCAAAUGUAGCGGCCGACUUAAAGAACACUUCUCUAGCUAAACCCCGAAUAUAUGCAACAAAUAGCAAUAUGCAAAUAGUGCAACAGCAGCAGCCACAUAACCGUAAACCACAACAACAGACAACACUCAUAAAACGUGGAUCUAAUACACGAACAUCAAUUAAUUCUACAAUGCCAAAUCAUCAGUCUAAUUUGAGUUACGCUAGCAAAUUACCAUACCGAAGAGAGAAAAGUUUUGAUGCAGUGCUAUUAAGACAAAAAGAGAAUACUGAAUAUUACACUGAUAGAAGAAGGAAUUCUAUUCAAAAGCAGAACAUACAUAAGCAAGGAGGUCUUUCAACUCAGCAGGUUAGCAAUAAAUUUGAAGCAAAUACACAUAGAAAUGUAGUUGAAACUGUUAUUGAAAAGCUUACAAGGCAACAUGCCAAUUUCAUUUCAAAUAAAAUACAUAGUACCACCACAAAUACUUACUGUUCAGAUAAGAACUGUCCACGAGAAAUAAAAAAAAACGAGGAAAGAACUCGACCACAAGAGUCAAAUAAUUUGAAUGUAAACAGUGAUAUAAGAUUGAAAGUGAAGCACGAGAGCGAAACAGAAAGCCCAACAUUAUUAAAUGAAAGAAAAAAUAAAACUCAACAAUCACGUAUACCUCAGCUGAAUCGUACAUUUUAUUUUGGCAUGGAAACAACAAAAAAAAACGUAAAUUCAGAUAUCACUCAAAAGGUACCAUGUAGAAAUGAUGAAAAGUCUGGUGAAGAUGACAAUAUAGUGCUAUUAAAUCACAACAUCGAAGAAGAAAUUGUGGACAAUGGUAUACUAGUUCAUGUUCGACCCACCCUCCCUAGAAGGCAACCUGAAACACCUAGUUUUAGUCCAGCUGCUGCUUGGCGCAAUCUUUUGGAGGAACAACAACGUUUGCAGCAUGAACGUUCCAAACCUAAAAAUGCGCAAAAUAGCCAUGUAAUCGAAUCGCCUAUUUGUCUUACAACUAAACCCAAGGACAACGCACCAACCUUAGCAACAAAUAAUUGGACACCCCAGCAAGAUCUUGAUGACGAUGACGACGAAGACCAGGAUGACUUAGAACAGAAAUGCAAAAACACAAAAUUGUCUGAUAACAUAAAUAUAGAAAGUCAUAAGCAUCCAAAUUCGUUGCACAUUUUUAGUUUAUCUUUGCCCCGAGACGUUCAUUUACAAUGCCAAAAAACUUCAAUGAAUUACAUGGAACAGGAAAAUAGUUUAAAGGCUACUAACUGCUGGUUGGUACCGGGCUUUAACAGUUUACAAAAAUUUAAAACUCACUUGGGUAAAAACAUAGUAGACUCACGUAUCAACAGUAAAUGUACCUGUGCUGCAAAAGCAACCAACAAACGCAAUAGUUACCAUCUUCAAACUAUUUUUGGUGACUCAUUUUCUGCCGACUCAAAAAGUCAUCAACCAGAUUGUGAUCUAUAUAAAACAUUAACUAAGUUAACUAGCUAUCAUAAUGACAAUUGGGUCCUGCACAAAUCGAAAACAAAUGACACAGCACUAUCUGUGGUCACUAAAACUUCUGAUGACAAUUGCUUUAAAUCGUCUAUGACAAAGCACUCAUUGGCACAGUUACAACCGAAAUCAUUAACGAAUGUAUGUGUCGGUAAACAUAUUGUGUACCUUCCUGUAAAGGAUGCUUGUAACGGCUUAAAGAAGGACAGCCCCAAAGCGAAUAAAAAACAAACAAAGCCGUCCAAGACCACAUACAAGCGUCAACGUCAGCGGCAUGAAAUGGUUAGAGAAAGUCUACAAGAUCUAACACCAAUACAGAAUAUGCACCAGGUACAAAAUACUAAUUAA
Messenger RNA from Lucilia sericata (common green bottle fly), 2595 nucleotides. RefSeq lists its product as uncharacterized. Lineage: Eukaryota; Metazoa; Arthropoda; Insecta; Diptera; Calliphoridae. Bases 139 to 2595 code for a protein of 818 amino acids. The transcript is spliced from 2 exons. The record is from RefSeq and is a predicted model, not a curated record.